AGCAACUCUUGCUAUAUUGUAUCUGCAUCUUUUAAACUGAUAAUGUGGUAAUCUGCAACAUUCAUCUACCGGUACAGCAUUUAUGCUCCAAAGUUCAACGGCGUCCUAGCUUCCCGUAACGGCGCCGCAAACACGCAUGACAAUUCAAUUGACCAGGGCAUUGACGACAUGAAGAUAGAGCAGAUAAAUAAUUUGACCUAGUAGCUAUAGUACCUGCCACCUAAUUUUAACCGCUCUGUACGGAUCUCCGAUUUCAUCGACCCUGUGACACUAUCUACUGUUCGUCCGUCCUUACUCACCUUUACUCGGGGUACCUACAUCAUCGGGUACGUCUGGAAUGUCCUUUCAACUCCCCAGCCGCGUCCCUUCCUUCAAGUCUCCGCAGCGAGAAAUCGAAGAUGAUUACUGGCGCGCCGCGACCUCCGCGCGCAAGACGUCGCACAACGCCGGCGGUGGGUUCGAGAUCGCGGAUAGGAUUGGCCAGUUUAUGAAUCCUAAUCGCGAACUGCCAAUGUACAAAGACAAGCCGUAUUCUGCGGCGAGGAGGGGACCGGGUGGGCUCCCAGGCCAUGCGAGAUCGAGGAGGCGCAAACAGGUUGUUUGGCUGGGGGUGUUGGUGGCGUUUGCGGUGACAGUUUGGUGGUUGUGGUCCGGAGGGAGAGCGGAGAAGAUCAUUUCUCGCGGAAAAGAGAUGAAGGGAAUGCAUGGUGGUGAGUUGUGGAAAUGGGUGCAAGGGUUUGAGAAAGGCGAGGCCAGGAGGAAAGGAAAGACGGUGGAUUGGGCAGAGAGAAGGGAGAGAGUUAAAGAUGCGUUUAUGGUAAGCUGGGAUGGAUAUGAGAGGUAUGCGUGGGGUCGUGAUGAGUAUUAUCCCAUUCGGAAAUCCGGCAGAAAUAUGGUCGAUGGUGGAAUGGGCUGGAUAAUAGUUGACGCCCUCGAUACCCUCAUGAUCAUGAAUCUUACCUCUCGUGUGCAGCAAGCUCGAAAUUGGAUCCACACGUCACUACGUUAUGAUCAGGAUCAUGACGUGAACACCUUUGAGACGACUAUCCGUAUGCUGGGCGGCUUACUUUCGGCGCAUUAUCUGUCUACUACGUAUCCUGAGUUGGCACCUAUAGCCGACGAUGACCCAGGUGCUCCGGGAGAGGAUUUAUAUAUCGAAAAAGCCACCGAAUUGGCGGAUCGGUUGCUGGGUGCGUUCGAGUCUCCUUCAGGAGUGCCCUAUGCCAGUUUGAAUCUAAACAAAUCUGUUGGGAUCCUGUCGCACUCCGACAAUGGUGCUUCGUCGACUGCAGAGGCGGGUACCGUUCAACUAGAGUUCAAGUACCUUGCAAAAUUGACCGGGGAAGCGAACUACUGGGAGAAAGCUGAGAAAAUCAUCGAGGUUAUUGAAGCAAAUGGUAGGGAAGACGGGCUAGUUCCUAUAUAUAUCUACGCGGAUACUGGCAAAUUUAUGGGAGAGAACAUUCGUUUAGGGAGCCGGGGUGACUCUUACUACGAAUACCUAAUAAAACAGUACCUCCAGACAUCGAAUGAGGAACCGAUAUAUCUAGAGAUGUGGGACGAGACGCUGAACGGCAUCCGCAAACAUUUACUCACGUACACAAAACACGCCUCUCUGACGAUCGUCGGGGAGCGUCCAAAUGGUCUACGCCAACCCAUUUUGCCCAAAAUGGACCAUCUUGUCUGUUUUUUGCCGGGUACCAUCGCUCUAGGUGCAACUGGCGGCUUGCCGCUCUCAGAGGCUCGGAGGUCAGCUGGUUGGGGACGUAAACAGGAGGAAGAGAUGCUACUGGCGAAGGAGCUCAUGAAAACCUGUUGGGCAACGUAUCUUGCCACUGCAACAGGGCUGGCACCUGAGAUCACGUAUUUCAAGAUCGACGAUCCUCCCCGAACGAUUAAAGACGUCUAUCCGGACUUUGAUUUUUCCUUUGGUGGCGGGGAGAAGUCCAAAAAGAAAAAGACGGGCUUGAGAGACGAUGCUGAUUUGUUCAUGAAAUCGCAUCCACUCUACCCCCUCGACCGUGAAAAAUCAAUUUGGCUCAAGGAUAUAACCAUUCGUGGCCCUGACCAACAUAAUCUCCAGCGCCCUGAGACCGUGGAAUCCUUAUUUUACAUGUAUCGUAUCACAGGCGACGAGACGUACCGAUUUUGGGGAUGGGAAAUGUUCAAGUCAUUCAUCAAGCACACCGCUGUGUUCGAGGAUGAGCCAUCUCCUGGAGCGCCUAGCGACGACGCUUCGUACAUCCGCGGUUUUACGUCGCUCUCGAAUGCGAAUACUAUCCCACCAGUAAAGAGGGAUAAUAUGGAAAGCUUUUGGUUGGCGGAGACGCUCAAGUACUUCUACCUGUUGUUUUCCGAGAGGGACUUCAUCCCCUUGGAAACGACUGUGUUCAAUACGGAGGCACAUAUUUUCCCCAGGUUUAAGAUGGGCAAGAAUUUCAAGACUGGGUGGAGGAGGAAGUUCCCUGUGAAUAAAGUUGGCUAA
This is a messenger RNA of Coccidioides posadasii C735 delta SOWgp, 2485 nucleotides long. Its product is annotated as mannosyl-oligosaccharide alpha-1,2-mannosidase, variant 2. The record is from RefSeq and is a predicted model, not a curated record. Lineage: Eukaryota; Fungi; Ascomycota; Eurotiomycetes; Onygenales; Onygenaceae. Gene Ontology annotation, biological process: mannose trimming involved in glycoprotein ERAD pathway; carbohydrate metabolic process. Gene Ontology annotation, molecular function: mannosyl-oligosaccharide 1,2-alpha-mannosidase activity; calcium ion binding. Gene Ontology annotation, cellular component: endoplasmic reticulum; membrane.